Molecule: messenger RNA, 1308 nt
Organism: Rhododendron vialii
Lineage: Eukaryota; Viridiplantae; Streptophyta; Magnoliopsida; Ericales; Ericaceae
Exons: 1
Coding region: 1-1308 (435 amino acids)
Source: RefSeq, a predicted model, not a curated record
AUGGUUUCAGCCCGAGAGUUCUACACAUAUCGACUGCAGAUCAGAAAAAAUACCAACUCAAUAUUGUUAGAAUCUGGACGACUUCUGCAGCAGUUCACAGUUGAUAUGUACGUAAAAAUUGAGACUUUAAGAUUAGACUACUUCAGAAAUAGACAAGAAGAGAUCCGAGCUGAUUUAUACCAAGGAAUUGUUGAUAGUAUCGAGCAUGGUGAAUCUGAUCCUUCUAAGAUUGGCAAACGCAUUGUUCUUCCAGGUAGUUUCAUAGGAGGACCAAGGGAUAUGCGCAAGCGCUUUUUGGAUGCAAUGACUUUGGUGGAGAGGUAUGGAAAACCUGAUCUUUUCUUGACAAUGACAUGCAAUCCAAAUUGGCAAGAAAUAAAAGAUCAGAUGAAACCUCAUGAAGAGGCUCAAAACAGACCUGAUUUGUUGUCUAGAGUAUUUAGGAGUAAGCUUGAACACUUGCAAAAAGAAGUAGUACAAAAUCAGCUCUUUGGUCCAGUGGCUGCAUACACAUUCGUGGUCGAAUUCCAAAAAAGAGGUCUACCACAUGUGCAUAUGUUGAUCAUACUGAAAAGCCUGUUCAAGCUUGACACAGUUGAGAAAAUUGAUGCAGUCAUUUCAGCUGAAUUACCAGAUAAAAAGAAGUACCCAUAUUUGUAUGCAAUUGUUCUAAAACAUAUGAUGCAUGGACCAUGUGGGGAAUUAGACAUGAGAAGAGCAUGCAUGCAAAAUGGAAAGUGUAAAAAUCACUAUCCAAGAAGCUACUGCACAGAAACUUCUAUUGAUAGUGAUGGUUAUCCAAUGUAUAAAAGACGUUCAACUGGAGAAGAAGUACACAUUCGCGGUCAGAUGCUCGACAACAGAUGGGUUGUGCCAUAUAAUCCUUAUUUGUUAGCUAUGUUUGAUUGCCAUAUUAAUGUUGAAGUAUGCUCCACUAUCAAGGCAGUCAAAUAUCUCUACAAAUAUAUAUACAAGGGACAUGACAAAAUUAUCUAUCGCUUGGUCACAUCAAAAUUUCCUGAAGACAUAGAUGAGAUCCAGCAAUUCCAAGCAGCAAGAUGGAUAUCUCCCCCAGAAGCAAUAUGGCGAAUAUAUCGAUUUGCUCUACAUGAGAUUCAGCCCGCUGUUAUCAAUUUGCAGCUACACUUAGAAGGCUGCCAACUGAUUCCAUUAAAGAAAGAUACAAAUUUGCAGAAUAUAAUUGAUAAUGAUUUCUUAUCAAGAACAAUGCUCACACAAUUCUUCUGGAUGAAUGCUCAUAAUGACAAGGCAAAGUCAUUACAACUGCUAUAUAGAGACUUCCCAUAG